ACACGCCCUCUGUGUGCCUCAGCGCCUUCAUGAUGUAUAUAUGUAAGUAAGGAGAAUUGAGAGAGCACUGGGUAGGAUACAAGCCUAAAGUUCGAAUCCAGCGAAGAUCAGUUUUUCUUUUCUUUCUCUGAUUUUGGGGAUGAGUUGCCAACCUUUUACUUCAGCUGAUAGCUUUGUGCCUCUGAAUUCGGAAUCCUCUGCCACUCUGCCUCUGAUAAUGCAUCACAGUGCUGCUGAUUGCCUGCCAGCCUCCAACCAUGCGACCAAUGUGGUGUCAACAGUCCCGUCUAUUUUGUCUUUGAUCCAAACUCCUAAAUUUUCGCACAUGCAUUUCUCCAUGACAACUUUUGGAAACGCAUCAGCAAGCCUUCAUUAUUCUGUUCCUUCCUGCCAUUAUGGAAACCAACAGUCUACCUAUGGGGUAAUGACAGGUAGCUUGACACCUUGCCUUUAUAAGUUUCCUGACCAUGCCUUGAGUCAUGGCUUUCCUCCCAUGCAUCAGCCUCUCCUGGGAGAUGACCCCACAGCUAUUGACUUUAAGCAGGAAUUCCGUCGAAAAAAUAAAUCAGUUGAAGAGCCAACUGACAUGGAUUCUCCUGAAAUCCAAGAACUAGAAAAGUUUGCCAAUGAGUUCAAAUUGAGAAGAAUUAAAUUAGGCUACACUCAGACAAAUGUUGGGGAAGCUUUGGCUGCAGUACAUGGCUCUGAAUUCAGUCAGACAACUAUUUGUCGAUUUGAAAAUCUGCAACUCAGUUUUAAAAAUGCUUGCAAACUAAAAUCAAUAUUAUCCAAGUGGUUGGAUGAAGCUGAGCAAGUAGGAGCUUUAUACAAUGAUAAAGUGGGGGCAAAUGAACGGAAAAGGAAAAGGCGAACAACCAUAAGCAUUGCUGCUAAAGAAGCUCUGGAGAGAUAUUUUGGAGGACAAAGUAAACCCUCUUCUCAAGAAAUUAUGCGGAUGGCAGAAGGUCUGAAUCUGGAGAAAGAAGUCGUGAGAGUUUGGUUUUGCAACAGAAGACAGAGAGAAAAAAGAGUGAAAACAAGUUUACAUCAGAAUUCAUUUCCAUCUAUUGUUAAAUAGCAUCAUCCUAAGUCUAGAUGAGAAGUGGAUCUCUCCAGCAUUCAUUUUCCCUACCAAAAUUUGGAAAGUAGCUAUUUGGGUUGCUUGUUCCCAACAUAAUUAUGGGAAGUAAAUUAAUACAUUAUCUAAUUUAUUUCUCUAAAAUAAUUGAAAACUGAUUAUUAAAAUUGUUUUUCACUUAAAAUAUUUUUGUUCAAAAGACGAUGCAUACAUGUUAGGCUAAAGAUGUCUAUUUUAAGGAAUUCAUGUGUUGUUCAUAUGUGCAGACCUGUUAGUAUAUAUAAGUUUGUUUUCACACAGUCUGCCUCCAUUUCUAAGCUUUCAGGGGAUCAGAGAGACAAUGAAAGACUUUCCAACAGGAAAGAGUGAUGAGCAAAUUCUGUAACUUGGGGUGUUGGUCACAUUUCUGUGGUCCAUUCUUACACUUUCUUUAUAUCAAAAUUUCUGCACUUCUUUAAAGAUUUAGUUGUGACUCAUUAAACAGGCAUAUUUUACACUUUUUGGCUAAUGCCUUCAUCAUUUAUUUCCUGCAAUUGAAACGUAAGGGAUCAGUUGUAUAACAUUCAAGAACACCGAGUAAAAGCGCUUUAUGAGUUUGCUAGUAACUGUCCCCGACUCUUUGGAGCCCAACUAUGGCCCACUUUUGCCAUGUGCACACCUGCACACAAAAGCGGCUUGUUUAUUGGUCCAGCCACCCUGGUAUAGCCAGGCUGUUCUGGUCUGCCAUGUUGGUGUCCUGUCAGAAAAGGUGUCACAUUCAAUGUCAUUAGCAAUAAGAAGCCCGGCUGUGCCCGGGAUUGUUUCCACGUAGCAGAGCAGUUAUUUAGUGUUCAAGGAUGCACUGUUUGGACCGUGGAAGCCGUGGCGCUGGGAUGGAAAACCAAUUCAAAGUAACCUGUUGCUUUUCCUGUGUGCUGUGUGUUUGCCUGCGUGGCUUUCUGUAAAUGGACAUUUAGAUGUGGAUUCUCUAGAUUGUGAUUUAAG
Monodelphis domestica (gray short-tailed opossum) is the source of this 2062-nucleotide messenger RNA. The record is from RefSeq and is a predicted model, not a curated record. Lineage: Eukaryota; Metazoa; Chordata; Mammalia; Didelphimorphia; Didelphidae.